This is a messenger RNA of Corticium candelabrum, 10476 nucleotides long. RefSeq names its product intermembrane lipid transfer protein VPS13C-like. The transcript has 95 exons. The record is from RefSeq and is a predicted model, not a curated record. Gene Ontology annotation, biological process: protein targeting to vacuole; protein retention in Golgi apparatus. Bases 54 to 10382 code for a protein of 3442 amino acids. Gene Ontology annotation, cellular component: extrinsic component of membrane. Lineage: Eukaryota; Metazoa; Porifera; Homoscleromorpha; Homosclerophorida; Plakinidae.
UGCCGGAAUUGCUCCUACCAGGCUUUCUAAAAGCCUGUUUGGUCGACAACAACAUGUUUGAAGGCUUAGUUACUGCGCUUCUUAACAAGUUCUUGGGGCCGUACAUCAAGAACCUCGACUCUUCGCAACUGAAACUGAGCAUUUUCAGCGGCAAUGUUUCCCUAGAAGAUUUGGAAGUCAAACCUGAUGCUCUAGCAGAUAAGAACUUACCUAUUCGAGUUCAUGCUGGAUUUCUUCACGAACUUCAGUUAAAGAUUCCUUGGAAGUCACUGUACACUGAACCAACAGUUGUAGUUAUUGAUGGUGUGUAUCUGAUAGUGGGGCCAACUACGGGAUUUAAAUAUGAUGCUGAAACUGCUAAGAAAGAAGCCAGAGAGAAGAAACAGAAGGAGCUGGAGCAGAUAGAAGAAAAGAAGAGAAUUGAAAGAGAGGGUAAACCAGAGGAAAAGAGCGAUGGCUUUGUUGAGAAGAUGGUCACUCAGAUCAUAAAGAAUCUACAGGUCACAGUGAAGAAUGUUCACAUUCGCUAUGAGGAUGAAGUAACAUGUCCUGGGUCACCAUUUGCUAUUGGAGUGACACUUCAAGAAGUUUUUGCCAAAACAGUUGACAGUAACUGGAAGGAGGCAGUCAUAAAAGAUUCUGUUCAGCAGAUUCGGAAGCUUGUAGGCAUUAGAAACCUUGCUGCUUAUGUGGAGACGAACGCACAAUGUUUAGCUGGUUUGCCACUAGCAGAGUGGAAGGAUGGACUCACUGUCAGGAUAAGGAGAAACAGCAAGAGUCCUCCUGACGUGCUCCGACCGUUUUCUGGUGAAGCUAAACUAAUGCUGAACAAGAAUCCUGGUGAAGACAUGAAUGUACCAAAGAUGCUGUUGGAGAUCAUGUUGCAGCAGUUGAGAUUUACUCUUACUCGUUCUCAGUUUGUUGAUGUCAUGGAACUAGUGGAGUCAUUUGAUCGAAUCGCAUUGAAUGCGAAGUUUAUGAAGUACAAGGCAUCUGGUCGACCCACAAACAAUGCAAGAGGCUGGUGGAAAUAUUGUAUCUCUGCUAUUCUAAAUGAACAAGUGAGGAGACGAUUGCAAAUGUGGUCAUGGAAGCACAUCCAUAAACACAAACGUCUUCUAAGGGAAUACAGGGACAUCUACAAGUCUAAGUUGUUAGAGAAGAGCUACUCUAGCAAGAGACUGCAGGAACUUGAAGACUAUCUGGAUGUGUUCAACAUAAGUUUAGCUCGAGGGUGGGCUGAAAUGGAGGUUGAGAGAGAAAAGGUUCAGAAGAAGAAGGAAAAGCAACAGAAAGGGUGGUUUAGUGGCUGGUUUGGUGGGGGCAAAGCAAAUCAGAAAGGAACAACAAAGACAACAAUAGCUGGUGAAAAAGUAGAAAUUACAGCUGAGGAAAAAGCAAAACUGUAUGAAGCCAUUGGGUAUGUAGAAGAUGCUUUAAUUGCAGAGCUUCCAAGAGAGUAUGUUGACAACAAAAUCAGUGUGCAACUUACACAACUAGCGGCCGAUCUAGUCGGAGAAGAUGGGAGGGAAAUUGUGCAUGCUUCUCUAAAUGAAAAUAUAGUCUUUGUGGAAACACGGACAUCUGCGAAGAAUGUUUGUGUAAAGGCUAGUUCAUCUGGAAUGACUGUACUGGGUAUUGCUGAGGAUGGUGAGGCUCCAGAGCUAUUGAAGAAGAUGCAAGGAGACAAAGCAGAGAAAGAAAAGCCUUUGUUUUCUGUCUGUUUUGAGAACAACCCUCUUGACGGUAAAUGCAACCAAAGGAUUGUAGUUGAACUUCAACCAGCAGAAAUUACAGCUGAUAUGCUUACUGUCAAUGUGAUCAUUCCUUUCUUCUCACUGCCUAAAGAUGUCCAUCUACAGCAGUUGCAGUCGGCUGCUACAGAACAGUUACAAAGCUUGAGAGAACAAGGACGAGCUGCCAUUCAGCAUGCAAUUGGCAGACGGAAAGUGGUAGAUGUGAAUGUCACGGUUCAUUCUUCAUAUGUUUUGGUGCCUGAGACGGGCAGGAGAACAGAUACUUGUGACCUUCUUGUUGUUGACCUUGGUUCUUUCUCCUUGAAGUCACAAUUUCAGGAAGAAUUGCCAUCACUAGAGGAUGCCACUGUGGAAGAACUUGAUGAACACGCAUAUGAUCGUUUCAAUCUCAAAGUGACAGAUGUUCAAGUUAUCUUUGCAAGUCGUGAGGAUGACUGGCAUAAAGCAAGGAAAGAAGGCCCAGGACAACUUCACCUGUUGCAACCAGUCACACUUGAUGUUGUGCUCAUGAAGAGUGUUGUUCCCGAUGACACCAGACUACCAAAGGUGAAGUUGAGUGGUGAUUUGCCACUACUGCAGAUUACAGUAUCAGAUCGGAAGAUUGAGCGGUUAAUUGAGCUGGUACUGAGUUUACCUCUGCCAGAGUCUGCAUCAUCUCCUGCAACUCUUGAAGUUGUAGCCAAUCAAGAGCCUGUUGAGCUGCCAACUUUAUCAGAGCUUGGCUUGUCUACAGAUGACUUUGAUGCAAUUUCACUUUCCAGCAUUUCUACGGAAACAAGCGAUCAGUUAGAGUAUCAGCUAGACAUUACUGAUGGUGAAGAACACAGACAAAUGGGAGAUACGAAAGGUUUUAAAUUGAAACCUCAAGCACUGAAGUUUGCUGCCGACUUGAAAAUACAAAAGAUUGGUUUGACUGUAUCACGAUGGCAAACUGAUAAAGAGACAGCAUUACUUGAUGCAUCUGUGAUGGACAUCAGCACGGAAGUGAAGGUGCAAACAUGGGAUAUUAUGGUGACUGCAGGUUUACAGAUGGUCACAAUUCAAGACACAAGUGUAGACGGAAAAUUUUUGACUCUUGUACAAGGUGGUUCACAGGAAGAAAAACUUGUCAGUGUGUCUUUCCUGAAGGCUAAUACUGAGGCUCCUGGAUUUGAUGAAGAGUAUAAUUCAACAUUGCACAAACUGACUGCUGAGGUCUCUAACGUAGAGUUUGUGGUACAAGAUCGGUCUCUCUUGCAGCUAAAAGAAUUUGCUCUCGGUCUUGCCUCCAAGUUAAACAGGACGGAUCAUGUUAAAGAAGAGAGUGAUAAUCAGAGGUCACAGGCUGUUGUACAGACAGAGGUGAAACCAGUUGACUUGGGUCUAUCAAAGGCAAGAACUCAGUUUCAGUUGCAAGCAAACCUGAAACGUGUUGCCAUUAAUUUGUGCUCGCCAGAAAUUGACAUAGCAAACGUAUCAGUAAAAGAUGUUGCUACUGAUAUUGCAGUUGGGAAAGAUGUUACAACAGUUUCUGCAAGCCUAAAUGAUGUAGUUGUUUUGGAUUGUAAAGAAACAAAGUAUCAGAAGAUAAUAUCAAUUACAAAAGGAGAAGAUGCAUUGCUGAGAGCAGAUAUAUCUGUGUACAAUGAUGGAUCUAAAGAUGAACGAUAUGCUGACUUGAACAACGUUGACGUUGAUGUUCACCUGAAAGUUGCACCACUACGUGUUGUCUUUCUGAAUGCAUUUGUGCAGAAGUUGCUGGACUUUGGUGAAAAGUUUAAGCCUAGUGAAGCUGUUGUUGCCAAAGCAAAGCAAAGAAUGCAUGAUGCAGCAGAAGCAGCUAAAGCUUCGCUGAAAGAGAAUAGUGGAGCUCGCAUUAAGUUGGACAUUACUGCUAAUGGACCUGUGAUCGUCAUUCCUCGUAAUGACAUGUCAGAUGAACGAUUGGAAGCUGAUCUUGGAAAGUUGAUUGUAUCGAAUUGUUUCAAAUAUGCCAAUGAUUUAUUGAAGGAGAAAGACUUGCCCACUGACGAUGUUGUUGACAAUCCUGAUUUUCCUGCUGUCGUUGACUGCAUGACUGUUCAACUGAUGAAACUGAAACUUACCAGAUUUUCAACUGUUGAACUUCAGUGUCACGUGUUGCUUGUUCCAAUGGACUUUGAAGUUUUGCUGAAUCGUUGCAUAACAGAGUCAUACAGAGGACUUCCUAUGAUUGAUGUUACAGGCUCUCUUCCACCUCUAAAGCUACAAGUUGGAAAGCUUGAUAUUGAUUUUUCUUUGGCGUUUCUCGAGGAGAACUUGAAAGCAGGGGAGAAGAAAAAUGUAGAAACAAAAAUAACUGAAAGUGCCGCAGCACCAAGAACUAGACCUGCAUCUUCAUCUCAACUGCCUGCUUCUGAAGCAGAUGGUAAAGUACAACUUGAAACCGAUGUUGACUUUGAUUGGACUAAAAUCAGAGCUGCAUUUGACAUGCCUGAGGUGUCACUGAGCUUGUUAGACCAAGCAGAAGGUAAGGAACAAACAGUACGACUUGAGCUUUCUAUAACAGCUCUUGAUGCAAGUGUCAGCAUGAAGGGGCCUUGUCUUGAAGUCUCUGCUUCUGUUAAGGAUGCAAUUAUUCGUGAUUGUGAAGUGAAAAAUGCAGACGGUAGUCCUUUACUUGUUCUCUUUUCUGAACAAGGUGUGAAUUUGCUGGACUUUAAACUUCAAAAGGUUGAUUCAAUGUCAAGACUUUUCAAGACUGAAUUUGGAGGAGUUGAGAAUAAGAUCAGUGCUGAUAUUGCUGCAGUGGAAGUUGUUGUCCAUCGACAAUCAGUUCUUGGUCUCAUAGAGUUUGCAUUGUCAUUGAAACCAACAACUGCUCCUGCUGUUCAAGCAACAGCUCUACCUAAACGAGCAAGUGUCUCUCAGUUACAAACAAUUGUUCCUGAAGUUGCGAAGAUAGAUGGUGACCACGUAAAGGUGUUUUUGAAUGCUAGUUUGAAAAAGAUUGGUGUCACACUCAAGUCAAAGGAGGCAAACAUUGCAAGCAUGGCAAUAACCACAGCAAAGACUACUGUGCAUCUCAAUUCUGACGGAACGCUUGAAACUAAAUUGACAGUCAGUAGUUUCCUAGUUGAUGACAUCAGAGAGAAACAACAUGGCAUAACACACUUGAUUGAAAAAUAUUCAGAAUCUAAAGAACCAAUGUUGGAUGUCUCAUAUUCAAAAAACUCUUUUGAGGAGCAUGUUGUUGAUGGAUCUUUGAAUAACCUCAAUGUUGCUGUGUGCGUGGACUUUGUACUUUCACUUCUUAACUUUGUUCAGUCAGUGCUUCCAAAAGAGGACAAAACAAAACAAGAAAGAGUAUUUGAAAAACCGUCUAAACAUGCCGACAAACAUCGUUUUGAAGAAGAGCCAGAGCCGACAGCAAAGCUUCCAGUGGUAGCAAAUGUGACAUUCAAGAUGGACACCAUGCAUGUUUUUCUUUUGGAGAACUCAUUUGAUGUGCAUACAAGAGCUCUCUACUUCACAGCUAGUGUAGAUGCAAUGUUCAAACAGACAGGAGAUUCAAAGAAGGUCUUUGCAUCUUUGCCAAGUUUAGCUCUUCACUCAUGUAUCUACUCAGAGAAAACACAGCCUAGAGCAGAGAUUAUUAGUCCGUUUGAUGUGCAGCUGACUUAUACUGACAAUUCAGACAUAAUGAAAAAGAACGCAACAAUCAAAAUAUCAUCUAUUAAUGUAUCUGUGGAUCCUUACACAAUCAGCAUGAUGAAGCACGUAGCUGACACUGCCAGCAAGGCAUUGCAGCGUUUGCAAAUAGAAGAGGGAGAAGAUGAGGAUACUGCUGUACCUCCUGAUCUCUUUCAUUGUAAAGGCAUUGAGUCAGGUCGAUGGUACUAUGAUACAAUUGAUGUUAAUAUUCCUACCAGUCCUGCAUCACUGAAAUCUUCUGGUUCUGAGAAACGUCGAAGUGACUCUCAGAAAGACAGGAGCUCUAGCAUGAUAGAACGGCAUCGAGCAGCACACCAAAGCAUUCGCAGUAGGCAAACAUCGGUGCAAGCUGAAUCUAUUUUAGAAGAACUUUACAUUGAGGUUGAAAGCUUUGAACUGCGGCUGGAAAAUGAAUCCAACGGAUACUUUUAUCCAUUACUGUCAGUAGAUGGAAAGAUGCAAGGAACUGUAAAAAAUUGGUCAGGAGAGAUGACGGUUUCUACAAUUUUGGAAUUGGAGGUUGCAUACUACAAUGAAACAUUGGCUGUUUGGGAGCCAUUGAUUGAACCAGUUCCACAGUUUGAAAAUGAGUUUACUUAUCGACGGUGGAGACUGAAAUUGGAUGUACAGCGAAAAGUGCCUCAGAAAGCUGAAGAGGAGACACUAGCAGCACAGUUUGAUGUGUCCAUGGGUGUCACAACUGAACAGAACAUUGAUGAAGAUGAACCAGACGGAACUGUAAACACAAAUCAACGGGGAACAAGUGAAGCAGCUCAUCGAAUGUCAAUAGCAGAAAUAGAGGUGCCGGAAGCACUGCUAUCACUAAACAUUGCUUCAGAAGAUGUUCUGCAAGUAACAGUAAGCAAAACAGCUUUACAAGUCUUUACUGCUUUGGUAGAGGAUUGGAGUGAUGCAGACUCAGCUGUAGGACAACUGGCAAAACACAGACAAGUACCACCAUAUGAUGUUCACAACAAGACUGGAAUUACUGUGAAAGUGUGGCCUGGUCCUGCGUUUAAGGAUCCCAGCAAUGGUUCUGGUAUUAUCCUUUCUGCUAAUCAAACAGUACCUCUUUCCUUUGUUCAAGAUACUCGAGGGAAUACUGAAAUUCUCAGUGAAACUUUUAAUGCUGAUCAAGUUGGACAUCGUCGUGGAGGUGACUGUGUUAUAGCUGUGGAGGUCAAUGGAUUUAAGACUAUUACAAGAGUUCCUGUCUUGGAAGCUGCUCUGCAUCGUUAUGUUCUUCAGCCUGCUGAUUCCACGGCAAAGGAUGUAUCUCUGGUGUGUGAAAUCGAAGCACUCGAAGGUCACAAAAUAAUCAGAUUUCGGUCUCCACUUCAGGUUAAGAAUAAGCUGGCUGUGGCUGCUGAAAUACAGAUGGUUCAUGUAGGUGCUGAUAAGAAACAGAGUGUUUCUGUGGCAGAGCUUGUACCAGAGGAGACAUUUUAUCCUAAUUUACUUGGCACUGGAAGCUGUGCUUUUAUGUUGAAACCUCCAGGACCAAGUCACAAUGUAAGUCAGACAUUUACUUGGAAAGACAAGAAGAAGAACUUAACGUGCAAGGCAGCAGAUAAUUCUAAGUUUGGUGUUCGGUUGGUGGUCACAAAGGAUCGAUAUGAGAGUGUGGUGCCUGAAGGAAUGUCUCUAGAUGACGUGCCUCGUCACACACUUCAUCUUUGCCCUCCUGUAGUAGUACACAAUCUACUUCCUGUGCCAAUUACAUUUUCAUUGGAGAAUUCUACAGCUUUGGGUGGACUUGAAGGUGGACAAAAGACAACAAUAUUUGAUAUAGACUUAAACGAAAAGCCAUUGCUGCACAUCAUGGCAACUGACUGUGGAGGACAUGACUGGAUUGGUGAGGUGAAGGUAGACUUAGAUUCUUCAGGGCUAUCAUUUUUUGCAGUAAAGACAAAGGCGAUGGAAGGCCAGUUUGUGUCUUUGCAAUUGGGUGUUCAAACAGUGGCAGACAUGUCUGUUCAUUUGUAUCUUUUCUGUCCCUACUGGAUGGUGAAUAAGACAUUUUUGCCUUUGCAGUACAAGCCCAAUGAAGUCAAACACAUAAUUGAACAUGAACCUUCUUGUUCUGGUGCCGUUAUGCUGGCAUUUGACAAGACAUCUGGGUCUAAGAAGACGGCUCAACUUCGCAUUUCUAACUCAAAAUGGUCAAAACCUUUCUCUUUGGAUAUUGCUGGUAGUGGUGGUGUAGUCAAGUGUAUGCUAGACAACAAAGAGUAUGAGGUGGGUGUCAAGGUAAAUUUGACAUCAUUUAGUCUGACAAGAACAGUGUCUUUCACACCGUACCAAUUAAUUUCCAACAACACUCCUUACACGAUUUAUUGUUUUGAGGGUCCAUCUUCUCAUCCUCUCAGGGUUGAUUCUGAACAGUGUUGUCCUUUGUGGCCAGAUGGCAAGACUGGUGACUUGCAAAUAGCAGUUGGUUCUAGUGAUGCUCCACGAUCUCAACCAUUCAAAUUUACUGAAGUCCACUCUACUUUGCUACAGUUAAAUGGCGAGGUUGCUGCACUGAAUGUAGAAGUACAGGUGUCUGACUCAGCAAUUGUAAUAGCCUUUUCUCAGUACUAUAAUGGAGCUGCUCCUAUAAGGAUAGAAAACAGCUGCAUGGAUGAGAGAGUUACUGUUGAGUUCUGGCAAAAAUCACAAGAUGCUCCAGAUAAGCAUUUCUCAAUUAAGUCACAACAGUCAAGGCUUUUCACGUGGUCUAAUCCUCUUGGCAAAAGGGUGUUGUGCUGGCGUUUUGGUGAUACUAGUACUGCUACAGACAUCUACGAAAAUAACUUGUUGCAAGACAAUCAUGGGAAGAUAGAGCUUUCUCAACCAUCUAGUUCUGACAAGAAUCCGGUUAAGAUCUAUUGGGCCUCUUUUCUUGAUGGGUUACAGCGUGUUCUGCUCUUUACAAAUGAUAAGCGUGUAGUGGAGAAGGCAACAGAAACGGAACAUGUAGAAAGACCUGAUUUGGAGAUCUCAUUCGCUUUGCAAGGUGUAGGCAUCGCGUUAGUCAAUAACUACCGUGGUGUUACAGCAGCAUAUAUUGGCAUUACAAGCUCUGGAUACCAGUGGGAAUCUAAGCCCGAAAAGAAGAAGCGCUGGGAACCUGAGAGCUAUGAAAUGUGUCACAAACUUGAAGUUCUCUAUCGAGACAGAUCAAAAAUGAAAGAAACCAAUCUUAAGGUUGACUUCAGUGAUCUUCAAAACAUGAAGUUAACUGCUCCUAAAAAGAGAGAUUUGAGACGUACAUUCCAUGAGGGCAUCUACUGCCAGUUUACCAAGUCAAAGCAUCAUCUUCAUGUCCAUGCUGUGGUGAACAGAAUGCAAAUUGACAAUCAGGUAUUGCAUAAUGUAUUCUCUACCAUCUUUCAUCCUGUCAAGCCUCCUAAGUCGGUUGCAGCUCAGGCUGCCCCAAAACCUUUUCUUGAGGCAAGUGUUGUUAUUCAUCGCAUGCCUGAGAGCAGUGUUCGCCAGAUCAAGUACUUCAUGAUUUUGGUUCAGGAGAUAAGUGUUCAAGUGGACAUGGGAUUUAUCACCAAUAUAAUUCAAGUGUUUGCUCCUGAGAAAUCGAAUGAUAAACGAGAGUUUAUUGGUUACAAGAAAGAUCAGGACAGAGUCAGCAGUAGUUUGUCUCAGUCAUCAGCUGUUGAGGCUGCUGCUAAAGGUCAAAAAAUGUUUAUUGACUUUUUCCACCUUUCUCCAGUGAAGGUUCAUGUCAGCUUUUCUAUGGAUGCUUUUGGUACUGGAGAAGACGAUGCAUCAAGCUCUCUAGCUCCAGUGCAAUUUGUGACUACGGUGCUCAAAUCUAUUGGUGUAGUGUUGACAGAUGUUCAAGACAUUGAACUGAGGCUUUCAUAUUAUGAGGUCUCUAGCAAAUCAAUGAAUGACAAGCAACUACAAAAAAGCAUUCAAAAACACUACACGUCACAGGCUCUUAAACAAUUUUAUGCUUUGGUUCUUGGUUUGGAUGUCAUUGGAAAUCCAUUUGGUUUAGUGAACAAGGUCAAGGAUGGUGUGUUUGAUUUGUUUUAUGAGCCAUAUCAAGGUGCUGUGCAGGGACCUCAAGAAUUUGCCAUUGGUUUUGCCUUUGGUGUUCGAAGUCUUGUCAGCCACACUGUUGGUGGUCUAUUUGGUGCUGUGUCUCGUAUCACUGGAACCUUGGGCAAGGGCAUUGCCAAGCUGACGUUUGAUGACAAGUACCAGAAAGACCUAGCAACUAGCAAACAGCCAAAGAAUGUAGGAGAGGGACUGGUGAAGGGAACAAAGGGAUUUUUUGGGGGCUUACUACAUGGUGUCACAGGAGUGGUAACAAAGCCAUUUGAAGGAGCAAAGAAAGAGGGUGUUGAAGGUUUCUUUAAGGGUGUUGGGAAAGGAGUCAUCGGUCUUGUUGCUCGGCCUGUUGGUGGUGUAGUUGAGCUGGCAAGCAGUACAUUCCAAGGAAUCAGCAAUGCCGUUGAUUUGGAUGCGGAGGUUGUUCGUCUUCGUUUUCCAAGGUUUAUUAACCCAAACAAGGUUGUCCACCCUUACAAUCUUCAUACAGCAACUGGCAACUUCUUCCUCCAGGUGAUUGAUAAUGGUGAAUUUUCUGAAUCAGAUGUCUACUUUGCUCACAGUGAUAUACUGGACAAUCCUAAACUAGUCAUUAUUGUUACAAACAAACGUGUAAUUCUGAUGGAAGAAGGUGAUAUGGACUUCAUUGACAAAGGAGAGCUGAAGAGUCCAUGGUCAACUAAGUUAAGAGAAAUUAGUGAAGUACGAGAGUUUAUGUCAGGAAAGGGGCCAGCUAUUCAAUUUAUUCUCAAGACCUACAAAACAGGAAUCUUUAAUAAGAAAUCAAAGGAGAAUGAAACGAAGGCUUUUAAAGCCCCUAACAAAGAUUCUCGACAAUAUGUGAUACGCAAAGUCCAAGAAGCACUGGACUGGUUUUCAUACCCAAGUCAACAGUGAACAUCUCAAACUUAGACUAGAUGUAGCUGCUGUUAGACACUCGUAGAGUCAUUUCUGCUUUCUUUGAUUGUGAUUAUGUUUUGAUAUUGCUGAA